AUGGCGGACGUACUCAUUUUUAGACACAGACGACAGCGACGAUUUCGACGAAUUGACUUACAAACGAAUGGACUUGAUGACGACGAACUGCGCCGAAGGUAUAGGUUUUCUGCCCAGAGCCUUGACCGAAUUGUCGACCUCUUGGACCCUAUUUUACGACGACAGACGCGACGAACCAGGUCUCUGUCAACACGGCAGCAGAUACUUAUAACUCUUCGAUUCUUGGCUACUGGGAAUUUUCUUCAGGUUAUCGGCGACACCUUCGGCGUUGACAUAGCUACUGUUUCUCGUGUUAUCACCGCUGUCGUUGACGCUAUUUUCGGACUGAAGGACCGUUUCAUUAAAUUUCCAACCAGCGACGAAGACCGACGCCGAGCGACUAAUGACUUCUUCCGGGUUCGGGGAUUCCCUUCUGUCAUUGGUUGUAUAGACGGAACCCACAUCCGUCUUCUAUCACCCGGGCAGCCCGACGAAGCAGCGUACGUCAACAGGAAACACUAUCACUCGAUCAACGUACAGGCAACUUGUGACAGAGACAGUAAGCCAAUUUGUAUUAUUGAUCUCCGUGACAAACUGCAUUAA
Molecule: messenger RNA, 582 nt
Organism: Dreissena polymorpha
Lineage: Eukaryota; Metazoa; Mollusca; Bivalvia; Myida; Dreissenidae
Product: putative nuclease HARBI1
Exons: 1
Coding region: 1-582 (193 amino acids)
Source: RefSeq, a predicted model, not a curated record